AUGGCUAAGGGGAAGAAGGAAAAGUUUGAUAAGUAUUGGAGUGAAUAUUCUGUUACUCUUGCAUUUGAAAAUGUUCUUGACCCAACAUCAAAGUUGGAAUUUUUGAACUUUUGCUUUAAGAAACUUGAACCAAGUGGCUAUGAAGACAAGGAAUACCAUCAAGAAAAGAUACAAAAUAUUUCAAAUGAUAGACUUGAAAUAUACCUGGAUGAAAAAUGUUUGGAUGAUAUUCUUCAAUAUGAGAAAUUAAAUAGUGUUCAAUUUCCUCAACUUGCUAUAAUGGCUUGUGAAAUUUUAAGCAUUUCAAUCACAACAGUGCCGAGGUCAUAUUUUGCAUAA
Lathyrus sativus (Indian pea) is the source of this 339-nucleotide messenger RNA. NCBI's taxonomy places the organism in Eukaryota, Viridiplantae, Streptophyta, Magnoliopsida, Fabales, Fabaceae. The record is from the annotation of a GenBank genome assembly.